GCUAGCCAGCCAGCCGACGCAGCGCACAGCCUCUGCCAGUCGGUCUAAGACCGCGCCAGCAAACGCACGCACGUACGACCUCCCCGUCGCACCGCCUGCCUCUCGGAGGCGUAACCACCCGCGCCGCGCGCCGGUCACCGAGCAUGACACCCUGGUCGACGACAUGGCCCCCGGCGUCGCAGUGACGGCCGAGCUCACGCGCCCCCCGAACAAGUGAAGCGACCGCCAAGGCCGCCACGGCGGGUCCCUCGCCGAGUCCUCACGAAGUGAUAACGAAGUGAUAACCGGCCGAGUGUGUGUUUUGUGUCAGUGAAGUGAGUGCGCUGGGUGCAUGCGGUGCGCUACGCAGCCUGCGCGUCGUCAAGUGGAUUAAACCGCCGCCAGCGACCAAGAUGGCGCUGCUCGAGGCGCGGCCCUACCGGCCCUUCAAGUCCUCCGAGGAGUACCUGUACGCCAUGAAGGAGGACCUGGCCGAGUGGCUCAACGCGCUGUACCCGGGGCUGGACCUCGGCGUCGACAACUUCCUCGACGGCCUGGAGACCGGCGUGCUGCUGUGCAAGCACGCCAACGCGGUGCGGCAGUCCGCCCUGGACUACGUCUCGCGGCGCCAGGCCCGGGGGCGGCCCCUCACGGCCUCGGCCUCCACGUCGGGCUCGGGGCUCGCCCUGGCCCUGGCGCUCAGCCUGCGCGGCGACGUGCGCUUCCUGGCCGCCGCCAAGCCGGGCACCUUCUUCGCCAGGGACAACGUGAGCAACUUCAUCGCGUGGUGCCGCAAGGACCUGGGCGUGUUCGAGUGCCUGCUCUUCGAGACCGAGGACCUGAUCGCGCGCAAGAACGAGAAGCACGUCAUCCUGUGCCUGCUCGAGGUGGCGCGAAGGGGGGCCAGGAUGGGCAUGCUGGCGCCCAUGCUGGUGCAGCUGGAGCGAGAGAUCGAUCGCGAGAUCGCCCUGGAGGAGCGCGCCCAGCAGCGCACCGACCUGCGCGUCGAGGACAUGGGCGGCCUGGCCGACGAGGAGGACAGCGACGACGACAUGGACACCCGCUUCCUGGGCCCCAUGCCGCAGAUCAUCACCAACGACCUCAAGAGCCUCGACGAGAUGGUGCGAGAGCUGGUGGAGCGGUGCCAGUGCCCGACGCAGUUCCCCAUGAUCAGGGUGUCCGAGGGCAAGUACCGCAUCGGCGACACCAAGGUCCUCAUCUUCGUCAGGGUGCUUCGGAGCCACGUCAUGGUGCGCGUGGGCGGAGGCUGGGACACGCUCUCGCACUACCUGGACAAGCACGACCCCUGCCGCUGCAAAAGCUCCCACCGCGCCCCCGUGUCCGCCAAGCUGGUGCUCAAGAACCAGGGCUCGCUCGAGCUCAACAGCGCCCAGGUGCACUACGACAGGUCGCCGCCGAGGACGCGGCGCUCCUCCGCGUCCAGCGUGUCCUCGGGCGGGCGCCCCGACAUGGGCUGCCUGCCGGUGCCGACGCCGGCCGGCGGGCUGUCGCCGUCAUCGCAGGGCUCCUCGUACCGCUCCCGCAACCGGUCCAGGUCGCCGACGCCGGGCACGCCGGGCUGGCGAGGCCAGUCCGCGGGUAAGCCGUCGGCCACGCUGACGGCCACCACGGCCUCGUCUAGGGCGCGGUCGCGCUCGCCGGCCGACCCCAACCCCAACGUGUACACCCACGUCAACGGGCAGGUGCUGGGCGUGCCGGAGCACGGCCGAAGCCGCAGCCGGUCGCCCACGCCGCGCCGCGCCAGCGCCGUGUCCACCAACGGCGCUGCCAACGGCAACCUGGGCGUCCCGGGCAGGGCCAGGGCGAGGGACCGCAGCGCGUCGCCCAACUCCCUGGCGUCCCCCGUGAUGCCGCGGCGCGCCAGCAGCAGCCUGCACAAGAGCGCCACCACCAGCGCCAUCGUGCAGCCCGCCGACGACACCGACUUCCCCCGCGCGCACCGCCUGGUGCGACCGCGGUCGCCGUCGCCCCGCCACGCCUGGAACGGGCACGCCGAGCACGCCAAGGAGGAGGCGCCGGCGCAGAUCUCGUCGCAGGCCCUGCAGACCGCGGCGGUCUUGACCAACGGCGGCGACUCGGGCUCCGAGGUGGGCUCGGACGAGGGCUACCGGUCGCUGGGCGUCGCCACCACGCCCCCCGCCGGCGAGAAGAGGAGCGUCAUCGCCAGCGUCAGGGACAACGAGGCUAGCGACAUCAACGAGGAGCCCUCGACGCGGGACAGCUCCUGCUCCGACCUUUCGGCGAGCGGCGACCGCGUCGACGUGGCCAACGCCAACGUGCCCGUCAGCCUCGCCGCCCCGGGCACGCCGCGCUCCGCCCGCCGCUCGUUGGCGUUCGGGGAGACGGGCAUCCCCGCGCCGACGUCCAGGCCGACUUCGCGGCCCGGGUCGCGGCCCGGCUCGAGGCCGGCGUCAAGGCCCGCGUCGCGGCCGGGCUCGCGCGCCGCGUCCAGGGAGCGCGGCGACUACGACAUCGAGGACUCGAUCGGCUCGCCCAGGAGGAUGGCGGAGCUGGGUGGAACGUGCGGCUUCUACGCCAAGGCGGCGCCCAGCCCGCGCGGGCUGAGCCACCACCCGGCUGGGCAGCAGCAGGCGCACGCGCAGCGCCGGUCCUCGAGCUCGACGGGCGUGGCCUCGACGGGGUCCUGGGGCGCGGGCCGCAAGCCGCGGGCCUCGCUCACGCCCGACACGUUCACCAGGGGCACGCCGCAGCGGGCCUCGCUGCCGGCGCGGGGCCGCACGUCGCGGCCGCAGAGCAGGCAGAGCAACGGCAACGUGCUGCCGCAGACCAACAACAUCUCCCCCAUCCUGGAGCAGAUCCUCAAGGGCUCCGACCUGCAGGACGACGCCAAGGUCCUGCAGAAGAUGAAGGACAUCAUCCAGCACUACGCGGCCAUCGUGGACGAGAAGCUGGCCCGCGAGGAGGAGGAGGAGCAGCUGGACUUCACGUCGGCGUGGGUGCAGGGGCUGCCGUCGCAGCAGCAGCAGCAGCCCAGGAUCACGCCCAGGAAGGACUCGCACCCGCAGGGCGCCACCUCCAGGAUCCCGGCGCCCGUGUCGGCCGGCAAGCACCGCAUCUAGGAAGCGACGCCGGCGACGCCCUAAACGAGGACGGGCGGGGCCGUGUGGCCGUGCGGCCGUCCCCAUCAACGGACUGCAUCGUUCCUUCUUUCGGAGCGCCACGUUUAUGGCUUCGUCGACGUCCUCCGCGAACGACAAGAGAGUUAGAGGCGGCGCGGCCGUGCCCCGAAACAGCCCGCCAGGCGGCAGGCCCGGCCAGCCCGGCCGGCGAGGAGACGAUCACCUUAUGCAAAUCCGAGCCGAGCCCCGCGCAGCCUGCACAGCCUGCGCAGCGGGCAGCCGCUUGUUUCCGUCCGUGGGCCUGGUGGCCGCGUGGAGUCCACGCCGCGUCCACGCCGCGGACCUUACUGGACGCAGAAUCUAGGGCAGCAGUGUUUGGCCGGGGACUAGACCGGGGACCACGAGCUCGCAUUGUGCCUGCAUCGGGCAAGGCGCGGUCCGGCCGGAGCGUCGUAGAGCGUCGCAGAGCGGCCGAGUAGGCGCUGCUGCAUCGCGCAAACUGAAGACAGGGUUCAAUUUAAGUAGCUAGUAAUUUGUAGGUAGCAAUUCCCCCUCCCCCUUACUGUCUGUUCGUCAUGUUUACUGUUGUUGAGGAGAGCGCGUUAACACACUAAUCACACACAUCUCUACUGGUGCUGGUGUUUGUUUUUUGUGUUUUCUUCUCGUUGAGUUAAGUCAUCAACGUGUUGGGGAUCGAUUGCCAAAAAUUAUGUUCUAUUUUGUCAAAAGGACAGAAUGUAGCACAAAAAUGUAUAGUUUACGUUGUUACCGUUGUAGCUGGACUCUUUCGAUAUUUAUGUAAUUGUUGUCGGCGGGCGGAUGUGAAAAUCGUCCCUUGUAUUUUAGUGUUUCGCUCUUAUGUGCCUUGAUAGUUUUGUUUGAUGGAACGCGCGGCGGUUUUCGCCGUUGGAUUCAGAAUGUGCCGAGCAACUGCUCGGCCAGUGCUUCAUGUUACCACGAUUGUGCGGCUUUCCUACGCACGUUGAUCGUCUCUGACGAGGCCUGCCUACUGGUCGCACAAUUCAUGUUAGGUUUAUGUUCACAAAUGUGAUUUUUUUUAUUUGUUCAUUUUAUUGUAACCUCGGCGCCCCAUUCGCGUUUUUGUUUCUUCAGUUCACGAACGAACCUGUGUUAGAUGUACCCGUACAUACCUGUGCUGUGGGUGCUCAAGAAAAGUUAUGAAAAUAACAAAAUGCUUUUGUGAAGUGGUGUAGUUGCCAUAUGUGUUUGUGUGGCGAAGAUUAGAGUGCCUUCCCCUUGUGAUUGUCCUUUUUUUCGCUUCUGGUGUUUUUUCUGACCUUGGCGAUGACUCAUUCGGCCUUGGGUAUCGUCGAAACAGAAGAUUCGAGGGAUAAAUUUUUAGUAGAUUCGACGCUAAAUCGACAGUGUCUUGAUUCAAUGACUCGAUUUUACGUCGAAUCCUCGUUUGGGCUGCAAGACUACAUUUUUGCCUGUUGUUCUAGUCUUAGUAUUGAUAUUGCGUUGUGGUUAUCGCACGUACACGGGGUGGAUUGUCCGGUCGAAACGAUGGCAUUUGCAGUACUAGGCGUCAUUUCGACCGGUCACUUCGCCCCGGAAAGGCACCAAGUUGCCCUAUUGUACGCGCUUUCAGUCGCUUCAAGGUUUUUGUGGAUGCAAUAACUCGACUUGUGAUCGUAAACUCCUGAGGCGUCGAUGAGGAAACGCCAGUUUAUAUAUUUUUUUUAAGCGGCGUUCAUUUCCACGUUGUUAUUUUUAUAAUCGACUCGCGUCUCGAUUAGUCUUGUGUUUUUUUUUUUCAUGUCUUAUUUUACUAACCUGGCAAUCUAAAUGGCAUAUUAAUUAUUUAUUUGGUUUCCUCUCGAUGUGGUUUUUACUUUCUUUAACUGUUCCAUUUAUUAUUCCCAUGUUAAUUAUACUUUUAAAAUAUUUAUUUUUAAUGAGUGUCUCUUUUGUUUGGCACAUGUUUUUUCUGCACAUUCCUUUCAGACUGCCGGUUAUAAGCUUCUAAGAGGCAUUUUAAAGUUUAUUCGCAUUUAUCAUAGAGGACAUUCAAUUUAAAUUUACUCAUAUGUCACAGCGAAAUAACGUGUUAAAAGGUGUUUUGUUGAUAGAAAUAGCACUGAUGUACGGUAGUAAAAAAACUUGCAUGUCUCCUAUCUGUUACAAUUUAACUUCUAUUUAUCUUCCCUACCAGAAAAUUUAUCUUGAGCAUAUCUCCACAACCUUGCUCAAAUUUUACUGCUAACUUCUAUAAGCACGCAUUUGGCUCUUUGUAUAGUUGUAGAUUUGCUGCUUUUGCAGCAAACAUCUCAAUGUGAUUCUUCCUUAAAUUUGUGAUUUGCAAAGAAAAUUCGGACCCAUAAGAGCUCCCGGUGAGCGCUUCUAGAUUUUUCUAGAUUUUCAUUAGUUUUCCUUGACAAUUUUUGUAGAAAUGCCUAAUAAUUUGAUAGUUAAUACUGUUUUUAAAAUUGAAUUGUCACCUAAACUUUGAUGUGUGGAAUCUUCAAGCUACGCUUGUAACAAGCUGUACUUGACCUUGAAGCUAAGAAAGAAAAGGAUCGACUGAUAGACUGGACUUCACUCCUUCUGAGACAAUUUCGUGUUUAUUUUUUACCUGUAUAAUAUACUGAUAAUUGUUGUACUCUGCCAAGUGGCAAUAUAGGCUAUUGUUAAAACGUUUUGCUGAACUGUUUUUCUUUUAAGCAACGAUUGUGUUUACUAGAGUAAUUAUAUAGCCUUAACGUUUUUACUAAUUUCCUGGAAUUCACAUUUUUGUAUAGAAAGCAGACUAAUAUGAAGAUAUAGUGGCCUGCCACGCAAUCCUAUAGUGUUAGUUCCCAUACUAAUACUGAUAUUUUUUGUACUUGUUUGCCUUUGUAAAUAGGAAAGGUCGAUCUAUGUGUGGAGCGUUUUCUACCAUGAGGAAAGAUGAAUCAAUAAAACCUAUCUAUCCAAUAUAAAA
Thrips palmi is the source of this 6024-nucleotide messenger RNA. Its product is annotated as GAS2-like protein pickled eggs. The transcript is spliced from 13 exons. The record is from RefSeq and is a predicted model, not a curated record. Gene Ontology annotation, biological process: actin crosslink formation; regulation of microtubule polymerization or depolymerization; microtubule bundle formation. Lineage: Eukaryota; Metazoa; Arthropoda; Insecta; Thysanoptera; Thripidae. The coding region runs from base 393 to 3080 and encodes 895 amino acids. Gene Ontology annotation, molecular function: cytoskeletal adaptor activity; microtubule binding; actin filament binding. Gene Ontology annotation, cellular component: stress fiber; microtubule plus-end; actin filament.